Messenger RNA from Fonsecaea erecta, 2811 nucleotides. RefSeq lists its product as hypothetical. The coding region runs from base 1 to 2811 and encodes 936 amino acids. Gene Ontology annotation, biological process: protection from non-homologous end joining at telomere; double-strand break repair via nonhomologous end joining; interstrand cross-link repair. The record is from RefSeq and is a predicted model, not a curated record. Lineage: Eukaryota; Fungi; Ascomycota; Eurotiomycetes; Chaetothyriales; Herpotrichiellaceae. Gene Ontology annotation, molecular function: 5'-3' DNA exonuclease activity; damaged DNA binding. The transcript has a single exon.
AUGUUCCGCAAUCCUCGAGAGAAUGCUUCCGUCCCAAUAGACGAGCGAGUCUUGCCCUAUAUCGGCCGGCCGCCAACUCCUCCCUCUCCAGGCCCGAAAGGCCAUCCUCUCUUCUCUUUGCCUGCCGACUACGCAAGAGAGGUCGCAGCCCGAGCCCCCGCUCCAAAGAAGCGAUCUUUCAUGCCUGGCCGCCAACCCACCUCGAAGACCCCGGUGGCAAAGAAGAACGGGCCUGGUCAGAACCAGAGCAUCCUCAACUUCUUUGCAAAGUCAGAUAAGAAUACUCUCAACGGCACCGAUACGACCGAACCGCCUCCGCUGUUCUUUAAGGACAUCCAGCCGGGUACUCAAGCGCGUGAGCUGAGUGACGAAGAGUCUCGGUUCCACGAAGACGGUGGGCCCGUCAAAAAGAGGCGUAUCGAUGAUGAACGGGACUUGGAGGACUUGGAGGACUUGGAAAGCUUCAUCCGCACACCCUCGCCUGGAGUUGAGCGUGAUGCUGGUAAGGCCAAGCAGGUACAAAUUCCUCCAAAUGGGAAUGUCGAGUUAGCCACGCCGCACAAGAAGUACCGAGCGGGAUUCCUAGACGACUCGAGCGAUGAGGAAGACGACGCCUGGACUGCAGCCAUCAAUAGCGCUGUCAAUCUCGCCGAUACUACGAAGAGAGUACGAGACACUAAGAAUCUGGAGACUUUAAGCACCAUUGACGUCGAUAUAGGAUCCAGAACGCCAACGGCGGCCUCGAAGCAGCCUGAAUUGGGUUAUGACUCAAGCAGAAUCAAUGCCGUCCUUCAAGAUAGCUAUGGAGAUGCGGAAAUCCCGGGAAAGGAUCCUCCGCCCUUGACGCGUGAAGCAACAAGUGUCUUCGACCCUGGAGAAUUUGAUGAUGGCGACUUUGAGAACGAUGAAUUCUUCGAAGGAGGAGAAGAAUACAUGGAGCGCAGGUGGAUGGAGGAGCAACGAGAGAUGGGGAUGGAAUUUGACGACGAGGACUCGAAGUCGGAAAGUGAGAGCGUCAGGACGCCACGAAGCAUGGCUGAAGAUGAUCAAGUCAACGCCGAGGAACCUGGUGGUAUUUCUGUCUGCCCGAUAUGUACCGGCAGCUUGAGAGGAUUUUCCGAGAACCGAGCGUCGGCCCAUGUCAAUGCCUGUCUUGACGGCAAUGCUGAACCACUAGCAAAUGAGUCUGAAUUGAAAAAAGAGAUCGAAACUCGCACGUCCAACGAUAUCGGUGAAGCGGUGUCUGUCUCAAAGCGCUUCCAGCGGGCAGCAAUUGCUCGCCCUGCUCAGUCCAAUCCUUUUGCUGUUUCGAAACAUGGGAAAGCAAGUUCAGCCUUUGCCAGGCUCAUGUCUGGGCAUGCUGAAGAUGCUGCCUGGGCUGAAGCUGCAGCUCAUGAGGCCCGAUCUCGCGGCAAGCCCGCAUAUCAACGAACCUGCCCCUUUUACAAGAUCAUGCCUGGCUUUUACAUCUGUGUCGACGCCUUCCGGUAUGGCAAGGUUGAAAACCAGAACGCCUACUUUCUCAGUCAUUUCCAUAGUGACCACUACAUUGGUCUCACAUCCUCAUGGAGCCACGGUCCGAUCUACGCCAGCAAAGUCACCUGCAAUCUAAUGAUCCAGCAGCUGAGAGUCGAUCCCAAAUGGGUGGUUCCACUCGAAUUUGAGAAAAGGGUCGAGGUGCCAAAUACCAAGGGAGUCUUCGUUACCAUGAUUCCUGCCAACCACUGCCCUGGAUCGUCACUCUACCUAUUCGAAAAGGUCACUGGUAAGAACAAGGACGGAUCUCCAAAGUCAACCCGUAUUCUCCAUUGUGGGGACUUUCGGGCAUGUCCUGCCCAUGUCGCUCAUCCUCUCCUACGUCCUGACGUUGUCGACAGCGUUACCGGCCUGACCAAGCAACAAAUCAUUGACACCUGCUACCUGGACACGACGUACCUAACUCCCAAAUACGCAUUUCCAAGUCAACAGGACGUCAUCGAUGCUUGUGCGCAGAUGUGUGUCAGUCUGUCGAAGGAGAUCGUGGACGAAAAUGACGGCUGGGAGAAAGUCAAGGCCACGCGCGCUGGCAGUACAAUGAAAAAAUUCCUCGAACAGGGUGAGGCGACGGUCAACAAACCAGACGACGAGGAGGCAGAGAAAAAACCGAAAUUGCGUGGCCGCCUUCUCGUCGUCAUUGGCACCUAUUCAAUUGGCAAGGAACGGAUCUGCUUAGGAAUCGCCAAAGCCUUGAACUCCAAGAUCUAUGCUCCUCCCUCGAAGAUGCGUAUCUGUCUGUGCCUCGAAGAUCCCGAACUCAAUGCCAGAUUAACGAAGAACCCGCUUGAAGCACAGGUUCACAUGCAAACAUUAAUGGAGAUCCGCGCCGAAACACUUCGCGAUUAUAUGAUGACCUACAAGGGCCAUUUCGCUCGCGUGGUCGGCUUUCGACCGACAGGCUGGUCCUACCGCCCCCCGACAUCACGCUUCACCGAGAACCCAGCGGUCAGCACCGUCCUACAUUCUGAAGGCUGGAAAACACGCUACACGAUGCGCGACCUAGCUCCCCAGCGGGGAAGCACACGAGAAUCGAAUUGUUUUGGAGUGCCCUACUCAGAACACAGUUCCUUUCGAGAGCUGACCAUGUUUUGUUGCGCCCUGAGGAUCAACCGGAUCAUCCCGACAGUUAAUGUGGGAAGCGCCAGGACCAGAGAGAAAAUGAAGGCGUGGGUUGAGAAGUGGGAGGCCGAGAAAAGAAAAAAUGGAUUGUUUACUGUCGAAGCUGGGGCGGAGGGCUGGGGAAGCGGAGAUGGCAAGUUGAGCUACGGAGUGUAA